Molecule: messenger RNA, 2960 nt
Organism: Salmo salar (Atlantic salmon)
Lineage: Eukaryota; Metazoa; Chordata; Actinopteri; Salmoniformes; Salmonidae
Biological process (GO): regulation of transcription by RNA polymerase II
Molecular function (GO): RNA polymerase II cis-regulatory region sequence-specific DNA binding; DNA-binding transcription factor activity, RNA polymerase II-specific
Source: RefSeq, a predicted model, not a curated record
GUUUUAAUCUCGGCCAGUACGACAUCCAGCAUGCUGUUUUUUCCGUCAAGAUGAAUGAGGAACAAAAGCUGUUUCUGGUGGAUUUGGUAAUUGUUGGGUGAGAACGGAUUGAAAGUUGUCUAACAUUAGCUUUCUUGCUCGCCAGUUUAUAGCCUAGAAUUGCAGGUGGUGGUUUUCUGUUUUAACUUGCUCUGUUCUCAUCAACAAAGAUCAUUAUUUGUUAGCCAGGUAACUAGCUGCCUAGCGCUAGCAGUACUCAAUUUGGUGCAGACUAGUAGCUCAUUUGCUACAGCAUUAGCAAAGAGGCUAGUGCCAUAAAAUACCAUCAAAUGCACUUUAUGACAUGAUAGGCACCGCAACAUUAUGAUAAUGUUGUGAAUAGAACGCCGCUAUUGCUGGUGGUCUGUUUAUAAGUAGACGAGUUAGCUAGCUAGUUCCGAGCUUCUGGCUCUUAGUAGGCUUCAGCAUUUCGUAGUUUGGUUCAUGCAGACUUAUGGGUUCAUACUUCUGACGAAAUCAUUUGAUAAUGCAGCCUACUAUUACAUUUUUGUGUUGGAUGGGUGAUGGUCUAGCUCAUGAGUUCAGACAGCUUGGUCUUUUCUCCACACAAUUCAAAGAAAGCUGAAGGUUAACCAGACUGAGGUACUCAAGUCAACUAGAUGGAGAACACACCUGGAAAAAGUAAACAUAACCAAGAGGACUAAACAGUCCAAAACAAAUGGGGUUACUUUGAACCAUCCAAAUAAAAAAUGAACCAAGGAAAUAGGUGACUGUUCCAAACUUUUCUUGCUGAAGAAGCAUGUCAAGCAACAUCAAACGACAUCCAACCAACCGACCCCCGUGUAGUGAAAUAUCAUGGAGUCCUCUAGUGAUGCUAACAAGAUUGUCUAAGGUGGUGGUUAAGACUCUUCUGCGAGACACUAAAGUGUGUUUGGUGAAGGAAGAGACAGAUGCCAGGAGGGAUGAAGACAACAGUGGAGAAUUCAAAUGAAGAAGCACUCCAGUCAACAAGAUGAAGAGCAAACCUGGGAAAAAGCAACACAACAAAACCAAGAUGUCUAAACACCAUCGAAACCCCAUCAAAACAGAGUGUGGAAGACAGUCCGAUGAUUUUGACUGCAGUAGAGAAGAACCAGACAUUAACCAAUCACCCUACAUUACUAAAGGAGUUUGUAACAACUCUAUCCUAAUCAAAGAGGAACCAAAAGACUUUGAACGGCAGGGAAUGGGAGAAGAACAAAACCGUUCUAUUCCUUCCUUCCAGAAGAACCACAUCGAACAUCAAAAUACAUCCAAUCCAAUGACCGGGUGUAGCCAGAUAUCAAGGAGUCCUAUGGUGAUGCUAACAAGAUUGUCUAAUGUGGUGGUUAAGACUCUUCUGCGAGACACUAAAGUGUGUUUGGUGAAGGAGGAAAACCCAGAAGAGCCCGAUGGAGUCUCUACUUCUCAGUUCUUUCCUUGUCCACACUGCACCAUCUCCUUCACUGACUGUUACUUCCUGGAGAACCACAUCAAGACCAAACACCCGAAGCAGUACCUGGCCAUGUUGAAAAGCCAAGUCUCAAAGAGUAAAACCGUGUAUGCCCCCACACACAGCUGUCCCCACUGUAGCUGCAUGUUCCAUACCCCACGGCAACUACACGUCCACACCCGUCAGGCCCACCCCUCUCCCUCUCUGAGAAAACUCCACCCCUGCCCCUAUUGUGCCCGCAGCUUCCAGUACAUAGCCAGACUGCAUACUCACUGCAAGGUUUGGCACAAAAUGUCUGUCACUUUCACAGAUGGAUACCUCAGUUGCGCUGACUGUGGAAAGAGCUUCAAGAAUUGCUGGGGACUGGGGCCUCACCAGUGUCACAAGCCUGAGGACACUAAGCUUGAGGAUGGCCCUGUCUGUAUGAACAUUGGCAUGCCAUGCUCAGAGUGUGGCAAAAGCUGCUCUAGUCCUCGGAAUCUGCGCAUUCACAUGCGCACACACACCGGCGAGAAGCCUUACGUCUGCAAGGAGUGUGGCAAGAGCUUCUCAGAAGACAGCAGUUACCGCAAACAUAUGAUGAUACACUCGGGGGUCAAGCCAUUCAAAUGUCAGGAUUGUGGAAAGGAUUUUGCCCGGAUGGGGCGCCUCCGAGUUCACAUGACUAUUCACUCUGGCGAGAAGUCUUUCUCUUGCUCCAAAUGUGACAAGCGGUUUGCAUACAAGGACUGUCUGAAGCUUCACCUGCGCACACACUCAGGGGAGAGACCUUUUAAAUGUACUGUGUGUGGUAAAGACUUUGCCUACAGAAAUUAUCUGAAGUUGCAUCUGAAGAUCCACAACAAUGAAAGGAACUACCAUUGUGGGGUUUGUGGGCUGAAGUUCAUAAACAGUGCAGCGUUGAAAACCCACCAGCGCACACACACUGGGGAGAGGCCUUUCCACUGCACAGUGUGUGACAAGACAUUUUUCCGACAUGAACACCUGAAGAACCACCAGCGCACUCACACAGGUGAGAAACCAUACACCUGUACUGAGUGCGGUAAAAGCUUCACUCAGUCUGGAGAUCUGACCAAACACAAGCGCAUCCACACUGGGGAGAGGCCAUUUGAAUGUUCUGAAUGCCACCGACGGUUUAUCUGUUCUGCUGAUCUGACCAGACACAUGAGGAUCCACAAUAACUCACGGCCAUAUCCCUGCCAGGAGUGUGACAAGAGAUUCCGCUUGGCCAACCACCUUAAAAUUCACAUGAGGACCCACACUGGGGAGAGACCAUACUCCUGCCCCCGCUGCCAUCGCACCUUUGCUCGCACCCACCACCUCUCUGGUCACCUGCCUAGAUGUCGCUGAAUGAUGAAAUUAGAAUGUAUAUAAAUAAACUCUUUUACUCUUGUUGUAGUGAUUUAAUAAGGGAACAGUGAUGUACAGAAGAUGGUUUUGUACCCGACUCUGUUGUGGUAAUGCCAAUAAAGGCCUCUAUAGUCUGUGA